AUGAAGAGUGAUGAAAAUAUCGUUAACACCGAAACUGGAAAAAAGAAAAAAGGUGUCAAAAAGAUAAUUGGAAACAAAGAUAGUGAAGAUUGUAAACUGAAGGCGAAUAAGAUUUUGAUUAAAAAAUCUUUCUUUUCAGUAAGUAACGUGAUGAAGUGUCACAGAGAUGAUGUAGUUGAAUAUCUAAAGUCAAAUGAUAUUAAUGUGUUAUCGUGUUACCCAGUGCUGAAGCGUUCAGAAAUGGCAAACGAUAGCACACCUGAUAUUGAAAAUGAGCAUUCAACAAUGUUUCGAGUUUGUGUAGAAAGUUGUGACAGCAAUAAAAUGAAAAAUCCUGAUAUCAUUCUGAAACAUAUUAUUGUAAGAGACUGGCACUUUAAAGAAAAAAAACCCGCAAAUAAUUUUGACAACAACCAUGGAUAG
Molecule: messenger RNA, 423 nt
Organism: Helobdella robusta
Lineage: Eukaryota; Metazoa; Annelida; Clitellata; Rhynchobdellida; Glossiphoniidae
Exons: 1
Coding region: 1-423 (140 amino acids)
Source: RefSeq, a predicted model, not a curated record